AAGGUCCAGUGGGAUGGAGGGUCUGUAAGCCUCACACAGACACUGUGCACACACUACACAGGGGGCCACCGCCAGCCCUGGAGACUCAGCCACCCCAGUCCAUUGCUGGAGUGUUCAGUGCCAAUUUGCCAGUAAAACCAGUAAGAAGGGGGCACUAGCAAUUCUGCACAAAGAACCACUGGUGAGGGGAACUGACUGCACUUCACAAAGAGGGAGAUGAUGCAUUAGAAAGACAAGCAGGAAGGAAUAAGGAGGAGAUGCUACCAGCCAUAUGACAGUUCAUACCCCAAGCAGGGCACUAAAGGUGCACCUUGCAUCCCCAUGUUAAGUCACCCCCUAACUCAUUCCUUCUACCUUCUGCACCUGCACAGUCUUGUUCCUCGGUGACAGUGAUCAGGUCUUGGGUGCCCACCUUCAGCACAUGUGCCAAGCGGUGCCAAGAUGCCAGGCUGGAGGAGAAACCUCUCACUGUGUCUGCAGAGGAUGCAGGAUGAUGAUGAUGGGCCUUAUUUGAAGGGAAGAAAAGACUCUGCAGGCAAUGAUCUGGCUCUUGUCUCCAGACGGCAAAGUAUUCCAGAGGAGUUCCGUGGCGUUACCAUAGUGGAACUGAUUAAGAAGGAAGGAAGCACUUUGGGCCUGACCAUUUCUGGAGGAACCGACAAAGAUGGGAAACCCAGAGUGUCCAAUCUCAGGCCUGGAGGUCUGGCCACCAGGAGUGACCAGCUGAAUAUUGGUGAUUAUAUUAAGUCUGUGAAUGGUAUCAAUUUGACAAAAUUACGCCAUGAAGAGAUUAUCAGCCUCCUAAAGAAUGUGGGUGAGAGGGUGGUCCUGGAGGUCGAGUAUGAACUACCUCCUGCCACUCCGGACACCAGCUCGGCCAUCAUCCCAAAGACUAUCGAAAUCACCUUGUGCAAAGAGGGCAACAGCUUUGGGUUUGUGAUGAGAGGAGGGGCCCAUGAAGACUGGCAUAAAUCCAGACCACUAGUUAUAAUUUACGUGAGGCCCGGAGGACCAGCAGAUAGGGAAGGGACCUUAAAAGUUGGAGACCGUCUGCUGUGCGUUGACGGCAUCUCCCUUCACAACGUUUCUCAUGCAGAUGCAAUCGCCAUUCUCCGCCAAUGCAGUCAGGAGGCCGUCUUCCAGAUUGAAUACGACGUUGCGCUUAUGGACACUGUGACAAACGCCUCUGGACCUCUGCUCGUUGAAAUUGCCAAAACGCCAGGCUCCACACUAGGUAUCUCUCUUAGCACCGGCACUCUCCGGAAUAAGCAGGUCAUAGUUAUCGACAAAGUUAAACCCGGCAGUGUGGUGGACAGGUGUGGCGCGCUUCAUCCUGGUGACCACAUCCUUUCCAUUGAUGGUACAAGUACGGAGCAUUGCUCCUUGAUGGAAGCCACACAACUUCUUGCAAGCACCACAGAGAAUGUAAAGUUGGAAAUCCUACCAGCCCACCACAGCCGACUCUCUCUGAGACCCCCAGAGACUGUUAAAGUGCAGAAGAGUGAUCAUCAUCACUGCUGGGACCCCUGUGUCAGCUACUGCCACUCCCAUCACCCAGGACACUGCAAAACCCCCACAUGGAACCCAAGUUCUAACCAAGAUUACUGCAAAUCUUUGGUCGCUACCAAUUUUUCCUCCUCCUCUUCAGCGGGAACGCCGGGAUUCAGUAGUCAGAAUUCAAACACACUCCCCCGAACUGCGUAUCCGAUGAGCCCAAGGACUACCAUGUCCAGGAGGCGACAGCGCAGAAAGGACCACAAGAGCUCAUUGUCCUUGGCUUCUAGUACAGUUGGUCCUGGUGGGCAGAUCAUACACACUGAGACCACCGAGAUUGUCCUUCGUGGAGACCCCCUAAAUGGCUUUGGGAUUCAGCUUCAGGGGGGUAUUUUUGCCACAGAGACCCUUUCGUCCCCUCCUCUUAUACGGUUCAUUGAGCCGGAUAGCCCUGCAGAGAGGUGCGGACUUCUGCAGGUCGGUGACCGACUUCUGUCAAUCAACGGAAUCCUCACGGAGGACGGGACGCUGGAAGAAGCCAACCAACUUCUGAGAGAUGCAGCUCUCGCCAAUAAAGUGGUUCUAGAGAUCGAGUAUGACGUGGCUGAGUCUGUGGUUCCGAGCAGUGGAACGUUUCACGUCAAACUACCAAAGAAGAGAGGCGUUGAGUUGGGGAUAACAAUCAGCUCAAGCAGAAAACCAGGGGAGCCGUUAAUUAUAUCGGACAUCAAGAAGGGCAGCGUUGCACACAGAACCGGCACUCUAGAACCAGGUGACAAACUAUUAGCUAUUGACAACAUCCGUCUAGACAACUGUUCCAUGGAGGACGCCGUGCAGAUCCUACGGCAGUGUGAAGAACUGGUCAAGCUGAAGAUUCGAAAGGAUGAGGAUAAUUCUGAUGAGCAGGAGACCACUGGUGCCAUUAUAUACACGGUGGAGCUCAAGAGGUAUGGGGGCCCCCUUGGUAUCACGAUAUCGGGAACCGAGGAACCGUUUGAUCCUAUUGUGAUAUCUGGGCUCACAAAGAGAGGUCUGGCUGAAAGGACUGGAGCCAUUCACAUUGGGGAUCGUAUUCUUGCGAUUAAUAAUGUGAGCUUGAAGGGAAAGCCGUUGAGCGAAGCCAUCCACCUGCUGCAGAUGGCGGGAGAAACCGUGACCCUCAAAAUAAAGAAACAGGCAGAGCGCACAAACUCCCAGAAGAUGUCUGAUGGUUUGAAUGAAGGGAGCGACCCAGAAGAUGACCUUACCGACUCUCAAAAGACCAGCAAACUGUCUGAGAUCUACUCGACUACCAUCCCUAGCGUGGACAGUGCGCUGGAGUCCUGGGAUGGAUCUGGUAUUGAUGCAGGUUAUGGAAGCCAAGGUAACUAUGUUCACCAGGCUGUCGGUAUCUCCCUACAUCCUCACGAAUGGAGGACAGCCCGUCAUAAAAUUGGAACCCCUCCUGUGGAGCACAGAAAGAGUUACCCCUUUCUGGAUGGAAGUUAUAAUGAGGAGGAGUGGGAGAAGCCUGCGCGAUUCCCAAGUCAACCAAACGGCUUAGACACAGACCACGAUGACAGUUUCUGGCGUGUUUUUGGAGAGGCACUGGAAGACUUGGAGACCUGUGGGCAGUCCGAGCUUUUGAGGGAAAUUGAGGCAUCCAUUAUGACGGGCAACGUGCAGACUUUGGGCCUUGAUAACAGCAAACUGCCUUUUGAAAACUCAAGCCAUAGGAAGGGAAUCCACCGCCGCUAUAGUAAUAGCCCCCCAACAAACAAGCUCAAUCAAGACCUAAAAAGCCAAAAAAAAGAGAUCCAGGAGGAGUCUUCCACUACCGAACUACUCAAAGUAACUGUCAUGAAAGACCUGGAGAAUGAUGACUUUGGCUUCAGUGUCUCAGAUGGUCUCCUGGAGAAAGGAGUCUAUGUGAAUAUGAUUCGGCCUGGGGGUCCCGCCGACAGGAGUGGGCUGCAGCAAUAUGAUAGAAUCUUGCAGGUGAACCACGUACGUACCAGGGAUUUUGACUGUUGCCUGGCAGUGCCUCUUCUUGCUGACGCAGGCGACCGGCUCGACCUCGUCAUUAGCCGGACCCCUUUGGCCCUUCCGGAGGAUGCAGUGAUACGGCAUGGAGGAUUAGAGGCGAAGACGAGCACAAAAACCUUAUGAGGAAUCCUAAAAGAACCUUUUAUGCACUCCAUGAUCUACGUUUGUAACGUUUCCUAUGGCCCCAGUAAUUCUUUGUCCUGAUUAUGUAAUUGUUCCAGGUGAUCAGCUCACUUGUUGUUUUUAAAAUUUAUAUAUAUAUAUUUUAGGCACUUUUCGUAGUCCAGACCUAUUGCAUCUGUGACUCGUGGGACGCGCCGGUCCCACCUCAUUUCACUCAACGUAACGGGGCUGUUCAACUGACCAAAGCCUUAGAAGGGCCGUCCUGCUCUCUGG
This is a messenger RNA of Spea bombifrons (plains spadefoot toad), 3915 nucleotides long. It is a transcript of the gene GRIP2, whose product is annotated as glutamate receptor interacting protein 2. NCBI's taxonomy places the organism in Eukaryota, Metazoa, Chordata, Amphibia, Anura, Pelobatidae. The record is from RefSeq and is a predicted model, not a curated record. Bases 442 to 3642 code for a protein of 1066 amino acids. The transcript has 24 exons. Gene Ontology annotation, biological process: neurotransmitter receptor transport, endosome to postsynaptic membrane. Gene Ontology annotation, molecular function: protein binding.